Gallus gallus (chicken) is the source of this 2737-nucleotide messenger RNA. It is a transcript of the gene NANOG, whose product is annotated as Nanog homeobox. Gene Ontology annotation, molecular function: DNA-binding transcription factor activity, RNA polymerase II-specific; RNA polymerase II cis-regulatory region sequence-specific DNA binding. The coding region runs from base 71 to 1000 and encodes 309 amino acids. NCBI's taxonomy places the organism in Eukaryota, Metazoa, Chordata, Aves, Galliformes, Phasianidae. The record is from RefSeq and is marked validated. The transcript is spliced from 4 exons. Gene Ontology annotation, biological process: regulation of transcription by RNA polymerase II.
GUAUCUCCGUGCAGUAGGCGCGUAUGCAACCAGCUCACCGCCAGCAACGGCUGGAGGUGCCGUCCCGACCAUGAGCGCUCACCUGGCCAUGCCGUCCUACGGCUCUGUUAGGUGCGGACACUACUACUGGCCCUCUCCGGGCAGCAUGGAUAGCGCGUCUGCCGCGGAAGCUCCAGCAGCAGACCUCUCCUUGACCACAGAGCAGAAAACGCCCUGCCACCCAGAUGCCUCUCCAGCUUCUUCCAGCUCUGGGACACUCAUUCAGUAUACCCCAGACUCUGCCACUAGCCCUACUGCAGACCACCCAUCUCACCGCCCCACUUUUCAGAAGGUUAAGGAUAAAGGUGAGAGUGGGACAAGGAAGGCCAAGAGCCGCACAGCUUUCUCCCAGGAGCAGCUGCAGACCCUGCACCAGCGGUUUCAGAGCCAGAAGUACCUCAGCCCCCAUCAGAUCCGGGAGCUGGCUGCUGCUCUGGGGCUCACCUACAAGCAGGUGAAGACGUGGUUUCAGAACCAACGAAUGAAGUUUAAACGUUGCCAGAAAGAGAGUCAGUGGGUGGAUAAAGGGAUUUAUCUACCACAGAAUGGGUUUCAUCAAGCUGCGUAUCUGGAUAUGACCCCUACAUUUCACCAGGGCUUCCCUGUUGUUGCCAACAGAAACCUUCAGGCUGUGACCAGUGCACACCAGGCUUACAGCAGUGGCCAGACUUAUGGGAAUGGGCAGGGCCUGUAUCCGUUCAUGGCUGUGGAGGAUGAGGGCUUCUUUGGAAAAGGUGGAACAAGCUGCAACACCCAGCAGGCCAUGGGUUUAUUAAGUCAACAGAUGAACUUCUAUCAUGGCUACUCUACCAAUGUGGAUUAUGACAGCUUGCAGGCAGAAGAUACCUACAGCUUCCAGAGCACCUCUGAUAGUAUCACACAGUUCUCGAGCUCUCCUGUACGGCAUCAGUACCAGGCCCCUUGGCAUACCCUGGGGACCCAGAAUGGUUAUGAGACUUAGACCUAAGUAUUGUUCUUUCCCUUCCUCCUGUUUUGUCUCAUGGGGUUUCUAGGGUCUUGACUCAUAGAUCCAAUUUCUAUUCCUUUCUUUUGCCCCUCCUUCUCAAUUCCUGCUUUAACUGUUGGUGGGGUCUAGCACCCUGCUAUUUCAGGUUUCUUUUCUCUUUAAAGGCAUCUCUGUGCAUAGCUAACCCUUUGCAAGGGUGUUCUGUGUGUAGACAGGUGAAAUUGCAUUUAUGGAGGGGAAUGUGCAAUGCCACAGUCAGGAGCAGCAGAGAUGGCGAAGAUCCAUGUUUACUGUCCAAGACCCACUCCGCUGCCUCUUUUGCGGAUGAUUCUCUGAUCUUCACCAUGUGUCUUGCAGCCAAAACUUAGAGAAAACUUUUAAUUUCUGCAAGAAAUACCCUAUUUGUAGCCCAGAGUCUUUCCUGCUGUCUUGCCUUUUUCUGCUGUGACCUCAGUCAUCUAGUAAAUUCAUCUGGGUCCUUUAAAUCUCUGAACUGAAAGCCUAAAUAUCAUCUUAUCUUGGAUGGUUUGAUCCAGUUACUCUGUCUUUCCACCUGGAGAGGUCAGUACCUGCCUACCCUUUGUCUCCUGCCUUCCUGUGUUCGUAAGGCUGUUUAAAGAACAGGAGGAGAAAAGAGAAGUUGGAGAGAAUGUUGUCUGUACCUGAUGUGGAAAUGUUUAAAACGAUUUCCAAAGCUGAUGGAUGCUUUGUGUCUGUCAAAUAACUGACGAUCAAUCUCUGGAACUAUUUGUAACAAUUUAAAUCUUGUCUUCCUUAAUCUCUCUGCUGAGAAAAUGAUAGCUUGUCCCAAUCUGAAUAUUGCAGCAGAUGGUACACCAAAAUGCCAUUGCUGGAAAUGUGAGUAGUGGCUAUAUUUAGCCAUCUUCUGAGUGUUGAGAAAUAGUUUGCUUAUCUGUAUAUCAGGAUUCACUAGCAAUUUGUGAACACAGUGUCAAUACAUGGGCAGCUUUCUCAGAGGUAGAGAGUACGCAAAGGUAAAGGGCUUGGUUACAUUAAAGAUUGUUUCAUGGUUAGUUAUUCUGAAACCUGAAUGUCAGGGAGGAAAACCCUGUUGGAUAGUAGUGGAGUUGGCAUCCAAGGGGCUAGAGCAGGAUGUUUCCCUAAUCUCUUGUCUAAUCUCAGUUUUAAGAUAGCAAGCUAAUGUUUUUAUCCCAUCUCCAGUGCUUAGUUGGAUCUUUUCCAUAUUCUCCUGCUGAAAGGUAUACCAGCUACCUCUUGGGGUAGCCAUUCUGGAGGAGAUGGCAAGUUCAGAGAAACCUAGAUAGACAAUCAGAGGAUGAAAAUGGCAAUUAAUGUUUUGAUUUUCUUUUUCAAAAGAACUGAAUCAUCCCUUUCAGGAUGGAGAUUACUAGAAGUCAGCAACUGCCUGUGCAAAACUGGAUCUUUAAGUAGUGAGAUUGGAGAGUCCAGUCUGCCACUGCCCAAGAAUACACAAUGUCUUGAGCUGGCAAGAGCAAAUAAAUGAUAAAAGCAUAAAUAAUUUUUUUCACUAAUGCGCAGUUUGUGCUGUAAUUCUGUAUUUUAAUGUAUGUGCAAGGAUUAUGUGUCACAGUUGAGCUUUCACUACAAAGAUGGAUGCUUGCUGCUGUUCUCGCAGUGAUCAUGGCCAUGUUUUAUGGCAUACAUGUGUUGUCUACUGCUUUACUUCUGCUUGAUGUUUAUAUAGACUCGCUUGAAUUGAAAAUAAAUGACUUUAUUUUAAUGCUGAAA